Aspergillus tubingensis is the source of this 498-nucleotide messenger RNA. RefSeq names its product alternative oxidase. The record is from RefSeq and is a predicted model, not a curated record. Gene Ontology annotation, biological process: alternative respiration. The transcript has 2 exons. The coding region runs from base 1 to 498 and encodes 165 amino acids. Lineage: Eukaryota; Fungi; Ascomycota; Eurotiomycetes; Eurotiales; Aspergillaceae. Gene Ontology annotation, cellular component: mitochondrion. Gene Ontology annotation, molecular function: alternative oxidase activity.
AUGGUGGGCGGCAUGCUCCGACAUUUAAAGAGUGUUAGACAGAUGAAGAAGGAUCCUGGAUGGAUUGAGUCCUUGAUUGAAGAAGCCUACAACGAGCGCAUGCACCUCUUGACAUUCCUCGAACUGGCAGAUCCAGGUAUAUUCAUGCGCUUCAUGGUCUUGGCCGCGCAGAGCCUCUUUUUUAAUGCCUUCUUUGUCUCCUAUCUCGUUCUACCCAAAACAUGUCACCGGUUCGUCGGAUACCUACAGGAAGAAGCUGUCAUUACCUUUACACCUGCAAUCCAUGAACUCCAAGCUGGAAAGCUGCACGCAUGGGACGAUCUACCAGCACCGGAGAUUGCAGUCAAAGAUUGCAGAAUGCCAAAGGGAAAACAGAAGAUGCUUGAUUUGUUGCUCUAUGUUCGGAUGGAUGAAGCGAAGCAUCGCGAGGUGAACCAUACUUGGGGGACAGCAAGAGGAUCCCAAUCCUUAUACUGCGCUUUAUCACGAAGGGAAUAA